UUUUCCAAUGUCAACUAUAAGCUGGACUGAUGAGAAGUACUUUCGGCGGGUGAAAUGGCAAUAUAUGGUGUUGGAUGAAGCCCAAGCAAUUAAAAGUUCAAACAGUAUAAGAUGGAAGACACUGCUUAGUUUUAAUUGCCGAAAUAGGCUUCUGCUUACUGGCACUCCAAUCCAAAAUAAUAUGGCAGAGUUGUGGGCCUUACUACAUUUCAUUAUGCCAACCUUAUUUGAUAGUCACGAACAAUUUAAUGAGUGGUUUUCUAAAGGAAUUGAGAGCCAUGCAGAACAUGGUGGUACUUUGAAUGAGCACCAGCUUAACCGAUUGGUAAGCAUCUUUUAUGUAACAUUAUUUUUAUUUGAAACAAAACAAUACUAUUGGUGUCUUUUUCAUCAGGUCUUGUAAGUGCCAUUAUGGUUUUGGACUGUCAAA
This is a messenger RNA of Humulus lupulus (European hop), 430 nucleotides long. RefSeq names its product chromatin-remodeling ATPase INO80-like. The record is from RefSeq and is a predicted model, not a curated record. Gene Ontology annotation, molecular function: ATP binding; ATP-dependent chromatin remodeler activity; histone binding. NCBI's taxonomy places the organism in Eukaryota, Viridiplantae, Streptophyta, Magnoliopsida, Rosales, Cannabaceae. The coding region runs from base 8 to 403 and encodes 131 amino acids. Gene Ontology annotation, biological process: DNA repair. The transcript is spliced from 3 exons. Gene Ontology annotation, cellular component: Ino80 complex.